Messenger RNA from Bufo bufo (common toad), 2483 nucleotides. It is a transcript of the gene EHD1, whose product is annotated as EH domain containing 1. Gene Ontology annotation, biological process: endosomal transport; clathrin-dependent synaptic vesicle endocytosis. Bases 301 to 1905 code for a protein of 534 amino acids. Gene Ontology annotation, molecular function: calcium ion binding; GTP binding; molecular adaptor activity. The record is from RefSeq and is a predicted model, not a curated record. Gene Ontology annotation, cellular component: presynaptic membrane; plasma membrane; clathrin-coated pit. The transcript is spliced from 5 exons. Lineage: Eukaryota; Metazoa; Chordata; Amphibia; Anura; Bufonidae.
GCAAGAGCGCGGGGAUGCUCGGAGUGACGUCACCAGAGCGCCUGACGUCACCGGGGUGGAGGACGACUGCUGCUACUCCCCAUGGAGCCGUGACAGAGCCGCUGGAGGGUCUCACGGUCACCAGUGACUGGCCAUAAGCCGCCCAGAGGCUGACGUGACCGGACGGUACCGAGUCCUAGCGACUGUGCUCAGGCCACGCCCCCGCACGCCACGCCCAGCGCGACCCAGGCAGCAUCCCAGCCCUGAGCCGCAGGAGCUCGCGCCGGGUCCGUUAGAGCAGCUCCGGUCACCGCCGCCGCCAUGUUCAGCUGGGUCAGCAAAGACGGCCGUAGGAAGAACGAACCCGAGCUCUUCCAGACGGUCGCCGACGGCCUCCGCCAGCUGUACACCCAGAAGCUGCUGCCCCUGGAGGAGACGUACCGCUUCCACGACUUCCACUCCCCGGCGCUGGAGGAUGCGGACUUCCAUAACAAGCCCAUGGUGCUGCUGGUGGGCCAGUACAGUACGGGCAAGACCACCUUCAUCCGCCACCUCAUGGAGCAGGACUUCCCCGGCAUGAGGAUCGGCCCCGAGCCCACCACCGACUCCUUCAUCGCCGUCAUGCACGGCCCGGUGGAGGGGGUCGUGCCCGGGAACGCGCUCGUCGUGGACCCCAAGAAGCCCUUCAGGAAGCUCAGCGCCUUCGGGAACGCUUUCCUCAACCGGUUCAUGUGCGCUCAGCUACCUAACCCCGUCCUGGAGAGCAUCAGCAUCAUAGAUACUCCUGGCAUUCUGUCUGGGGAGAAGCAGCGUAUCAGUAGAGGUUAUGACUUUGCCGCAGUCUUGGAGUGGUUUGCCGAGCGCGUGGAUCGCAUUAUUCUGCUUUUUGAUGCUCACAAGUUGGACAUAUCCGAUGAAUUUUCUGAGGUCAUCAAAGCACUCAAAAACCACGAGGAUAAAAUCAGAGUUGUGCUGAACAAGGCAGAUCAGAUUGAAACCCAGCAGCUUAUGAGAGUGUAUGGGGCCCUCAUGUGGUCACUGGGAAAGAUCAUCAACACUCCGGAGGUGGUGCGAGUAUACAUCGGGUCAUUCUGGUCCCAUCCUCUGCUUAUCCCGGACAACCGCAAACUGUUUGAAGCGGAAGAACAAGACUUAUUCAAGGACAUUCAGUCCUUACCCAGGAAUGCUGCCCUCCGCAAGCUGAAUGACCUCAUUAAAAGAGCUAGGCUGGCCAAGGUCCAUGCCUAUAUUAUUAGUGCUUUAAAAAAGGAAAUGCCAAAUGUCUUUGGUAAAGAUAACAAAAAGAAGGAGCUGAUCAAUAAUCUGGCGGAGAUUUACAUGAAAAUAGAAAAGGAACAGCAGAUCUCACCCGGAGACUUCCCCAGCCUGAAGAAAAUGCAGGAAAUUCUGAUGACCCAGGACUUUUCCAAGUUCCAGUCCAUCAAGCCAAAGUUGCUGGAUGCAGUUGAUGACAUGCUGGCCAAUGACAUUGCUAAGCUCAUGGUCAUGGUCAGGCAGGAGGAAUCCCAAAUGACAACCCAAGUGGUGAAAGGUGGAGCAUUUGACGGAACCAUGAAUGGUCCAUUUGGCCACGGAUAUGGGGAGGGAGCUGGAGAAGGCAUUGACGACGUAGAGUGGGUAGUAGGAAAAGAUAAACCAACGUAUGAUGAGAUCUUUUACACACUUUCUCCUGUCAAUGGGAAAGUCACCGGUGCUAGUGCCAAAAAGGAAAUGGUCAAGUCCAAGCUCCCCAACACCGUCUUGGGCAAAAUCUGGAAGUUGGCAGAUGUGGACCGAGAUGGUUUUCUUGAUGAUGAAGAGUUUGCUUUAGCAAAUCAUUUAAUAAAAGUGAAAUUAGAAGGGCACGAGCUUCCAGCAGAGCUGCCGACUCACCUCAUCCCACCUUCCAAACGGCGAGGAGAGUGACCGCUUACCCUGCCACCCAUCUUUUCAUCUUCAGAGUCUUCCAUUUUUUUUUUCUUCAUUAAAUGCCUCAUUUGAAAGAACUACAAGAAAAGUAUUUUCAACGCAAUUUAACUUUUUAAAAUGUUUAAAAAUAUAUUCUUACAAAAAGUAGACAGAUUUAUUGGUGGAGCGGUGGUGAUGUCAGAAGCCUAAUGCUAUGCUUGUUCUACAGCUGAGGGCUGGGGUGUGUGAAAUGUCCAUCUGGUGUCUCAAACUUAUUCUGAUGACAUCAGUCAAGCUGUGAUCCAUGACCAAUGAUGAAAUGUCAGCGAUUGUGAGGAAUUUUCUACUGAAAUCUUUCUUUACCUGCCGGUUGUGUGGACAAGUCAAUGUCAGGAUGGAUGGAGAUGGACUUCUGACAUGCAUGUCUUAUUGGUCAUGGUACCACCAUCUUUCUCUGCCUCAAUUGUAGAAACAUUAAAGGGAGAUGUAUCGCUGCGUAGCCAUCAUGUUUUGUGUCCUUUGGAUUAUCGUCACACGUACCAUCAUUUUAUGCUAAGGACAAAUCCACCACAAAGUCCCCAUGUCUUAAAGGGUCG